AGUGUAAGAGUCUCAUGGUGUUGUUCUUGUCAUUUCUUUGGGCAAUCACACUUUUUAGCCAUGCUCUUUCAGAGAAUCACCAUCAAAGAAAUCAGGAGCCAUCUGAGCAAUGAAGAAAUCUUGAAAAUAGUUGAAGAGGCCAAAGUUCCUGCUCCAGGAUCUCGCUCUAUCGAAGGCUUUGGCUGGGGAGGAGAAGAAGAUGGAGAUGCCAAGGAAGAAGAGGUAAAGGAGGACGAAGAUGAGUAUGAGAAGAGAGUUAUGGAGACUGAUGCUAGUGGAGAAAUUAAGCUCACUUGAUCAAUACAUUCUUGAUUCUUUCCAAAUAAUUAAGAUCUGGAGUUUGUUUCAGUGCUUGUAUAAAGUCAGUUUCUAUCUAGGCCGUUGUGUUGAAUAAGUAUUUGUAAAUUUG
This is a messenger RNA of Rubroshorea leprosula, 409 nucleotides long. The record is from the annotation of a GenBank genome assembly. Lineage: Eukaryota; Viridiplantae; Streptophyta; Magnoliopsida; Malvales; Dipterocarpaceae.